AUGGUUUCACCCGUCUUCAGCAUAUUCUGGGACCAGCUCAAAUCCCUCAAGCCGUCCUUUGUCUCCAAGAAGCCCCAUUUCAACUUCAUUACUGUUCAUUACUUCUGGGUCAUAGGACUGUCCAUUCUCGCAUCCGUUGUCAUCUAUGGCACUGCCGCAGGGGAACUCGCAUAUAUAGAUGCGCUCUUCUUCGCCGUCGGCGCAAACACGCAGGCCGGCUUGAACCCCGUCGACGUGAACAAGCUGAACACAUGCCAGCAGGUCAUCAUCACCCUGUGUUCCAUGGCCUCGAGCCCCAUCACCAUCAACUCAUUUGUUGUGUUCCUACGCCUUUUCUGGUUCGAGAAGAAGUUCCAGAAUAUUGUGAGGGAGGCGCGGAAUCGCAGGACCACCAUCUCAAAGUCAAAGUCCACAGCACAGCCAGAGCAGCAGACUCGGCCGCAAAAUGGUGUUAAUGGCCGCCACAUUACCGUCAUGCACAAUGGCAUUAGGACGAGGAUGACGAAUGAUGGCAUCGUCCUAGAUAACACGUACAAGCCUUCGGAUGGCAGCAGUUCGGGCGUCAGUCCUGACGAGACACCCCCAGGGCAGGGUUCCGGUCCAGCAGUGACCGACAGUCCCGGCCCGGGUAUCCGGUUUGCAGGGACCGUCAAGAGAAGCGAUGGCGUCGAGGACGACCAGCUCAAGUACCCACGGAAACGGACACAGGAGGAGCACAUUGCUAUCCUCGAACGCCAACGGAAUAACAACAAUGACGAGAUCCUCCGGAUACCCGGGCCAAUGGAUGUCGAGAGGGGACUACGUCCCAGCAGGAUAGAGGAGGACUCCGACGAGCAAGACCCGCCCCUGUCGCCCGGGGCCCGGGUCAACAGCACGGGUGAUGCGGACAGGUCAGCACGUCCCAAGGGAAUAACAAUCCAGGAGCCGGCUGCGAAGGAACCCAAGCACAACAGCACCAUGGAUGACAUAAACGACGACGCGAGGGCUUUCAUCAACGUGCUCACCCCAUUCAGGCUCCGAAAGCCCCGUUUCUUCAGCAAGGACGAUGAUAAGCUCCAUCAUGACAGCGAUGCCCCGUUCUCCAAGAUAAAGAGACGCCAGACCCUCGACACGAUCAGAAACGCCCUCACCAGGGACAAGGAACAGGACGAGGCGCCUUACCUGAGCUGGCAGCCUACCCUCGGCCGCAACUCGCAAUUCCAUGACCUGACCGAGGACCAGAGGGAGGAGCUGGGCGGCAUCGAGUACAGAUCCCUCAAGACCCUCUCAUUGAUACUUACCAUGUACUUCUGGGGAUUUUGGAUCCUGGCGGUAAUCUGCCUGACCCCUUGGAUUAUCAACUCAUCUUAUUAUGGCUCAAUCGUGGAUAAUGCCGGCCAGUCGAGGGCGUGGUGGGGCAUCUUCACCGGCAGUUCUGCCUUCAUGGAUCUGGGCUUUACCUUGACCCCCGACAGCAUGAAUUCCUUCAACACAGCAGUCUUUCCGCUCUUGGUUAUGAGUUUCUUCAUCGUCAUUGGGAACACGGGAUUCCCUGUGAUGCUCCGGUUCAUAAUUUGGGUCACGAACCUCUGGGUGCCUCGCCAUUCCGGCCUGUGGGAAGAGCUCCGGUUCCUCUUGGACCAUCCUCGUCGAUGCUUUACUUUGCUGUUUCCCGCAGCGGCGACAUGGUGGCUCUUUUGGCUAUUGGUCAUACUGAACGGGAUCGACUUGAUCUUUUUUAUUAUACUAGAUCUCGGCAGCGGACCAAUCGCAGAGCUGUCUCCUGGCAUCAAAAUCCUUGACGGCCUCUUCCAGGCAGCGUCGACGAGGACGGCCGGGUUCUCGUGUGUCAACCUCAGUUAUUUGCACCCCGCCGUCCAGACAUCCUAUCUUAUCAUGAUGUAUAUCUCUGUCUUUCCCAUUGCCAUCUCUGUCCGUCGCACCAACGUCUACGAGGAGAAAUCACUCGGCAUAUACCAAGACACCACUGGCGAGGAUGACGAGGGCACGCACGCCAAUUCUUUCAGCUAUGUCGGCGCCCAUUUGCGGCGCCAACUCUCCUUCGACUUGUGGUUUAUCUUCAUUGGCUUCUUCAUCCUGUCGAUAUCGGAGGGCAGUCGGCUGUCGAGCAAUGACUUCUCCAUGUUCGCUGUCCUCUUCGAGAUAGUGAGCGCGUACGGCACCGUCGGCCUCAGCCUGGGGUACACCAACGUCAACGCCUCACUGUCGUCCCAGUUCACGGUCGUGGGCAAACUGGUCAUCAUUGCAAUGCAGAUCCGAGGCCGCCACCGUGGCUUGCCGUACGGCCUCGACCGCGCCGUCCUCCUCCCGAGCGAAUCCCGGUUCCGUAACGAGGCCGAGGAGCCGCCGCUGACGGGCAUGAGGACCCGGACGAUGCCCAGAAGGGCCUCGGUCGUGUCAGUUGCGACAGAUGGCAGAAGUCUCAACCGCGGGCGCACCAGGAGCAUAGACAACCGGGUUGACCGUGUCAACUCCAACGUGAUCUCUCAGCUUCUGCAGAUAGGCCCCGCCAUACCACACCAUGACACGAGCCUCAGGAGGGUAACGUCGGACCCGACAGUGGAUCACCCGGGAGCUACCCUCGGGCCGGCAUUUGAGCCUUACAUGAGCAUGCCGCGCCGGUCAGAGACGUACUCAAUGUCGAGGCGGUCAAUAAACAACGCGACGCUGGCAAGGGACAGGGAAAGGGAAAGGGAAAGGGAAGAGGUCUAA
Molecule: messenger RNA, 2712 nt
Organism: Diaporthe batatas
Lineage: Eukaryota; Fungi; Ascomycota; Sordariomycetes; Diaporthales; Diaporthaceae
Exons: 3
Coding region: 1-2712 (903 amino acids)
Biological process (GO): intracellular potassium ion homeostasis; potassium ion import across plasma membrane
Cellular component (GO): plasma membrane
Molecular function (GO): high-affinity potassium ion transmembrane transporter activity
Source: RefSeq, a predicted model, not a curated record